UUCCGAUUUAGCGAUUGGCUGAACUCGGAUGAAACUAUUUAAUUUUGAAAUACUACACAGUCCGCACGAAAGAACGCCAGCAAUCAAACAAUUUGUUUUUGUUAAAAUUAGCUAGCCAUCUACAAGAUAACUGUUCGAGAGAAAUCCGAGAGCAAAGAUUUGUUGCCGUUGGCAGGAUUUUGAGUGUUCUGCAAACAUGGCUUCGAACAACUUGUUCAAUGUUGCCAAAAAGGAUGAGAAGGGGAGAAAUAUUCAAGUCGUUGUGAGAUGCAGACCCUUCAACAACGCGGAACGCAAGUCUGCCUCCCAUGGAGUUAUUGAUACGGUUGAAAACAGAAAAGAGAUCAAUGUGCGAACGGGAGGGAUUGGCGACAAGGCGGCUAGGAAAAUGUACACUUUUGAUAUGGUUUUUGGUCCAGCUGCAAAGCAAAUUGACGUCUACAAGAGUGUUGUCUGUCCCAUUUUGGAUGAAGUGAUAAGUGGAUACAACUGUACAGUUUUUGCAUAUGGCCAAACUGGAACAGGGAAGACCUUCACAAUGGAAGGAGAAAGAUCCCCGAAUGAAGAAUUUACAUGGGAAGAGGACCCUCUUGCUGGUAUCAUUCCCCGGACUCUUCAUCAGAUAUUUGAGAAGCUGUCUGAGAAUGGGACAGAGUUUUCUGUCAAGGUUUCCUUGCUGGAGAUUUACAAUGAAGAGCUGUUUGACCUGCUAAGUCCUUGUCCCGAUGUCACUGAACGCCUUCAAUUGUUUGAUGAUCCACGUAAUAAGAGGGGUGUCAUCAUCAAGGGCCUGGAGGAAAUCACAGUACACAACAAAAAUGAGGUUUACCAGAUUCUGGAGCGUGGAUCUGCCAAGAGAAAAACUGCCUCCACUCUUAUAAAUGCCUACUCCAGCCGCUCUCACUCUGUAUUCUCUGUCACGAUUCAUAUGAAGGAAAUCACCAUUGAAGGAGAGGAACUGGUCAAGAUUGGAAAACUGAAUUUGGUGGACCUUGCUGGCAGUGAGAACAUCGGCCGAUCGGGGGCUGUGGACAAGCGGGCGCGCGAGGCCGGCAACAUCAACCAGUCUCUGCUGACACUGGGCAGGGUGAUCACUGCACUGGUGGAGAAGAGGCCCCACGUGCCCUACAGGGAGUCCAAACUCACCCGUAUCCUCCAGGACUCACUGGGAGGCCGUACCAAGACCUCCAUCAUCGCCACCGUUUCCCCAGCCUCAAUCAACCUGGAGGAAACUCUGAGCACGCUGGAAUAUGCCAACAGGGCCAAGAACAUCAUGAACAAGCCUGAGGUGAACCAGAAGUUGACAAAGAGAACUCUUAUCAAGGAAUACACAGAGGAAAUUGAGCGUCUAAAACGGGAUUUGGCUGCCACUCGCGACAAGAAUGGAGUGUAUUUGUCGUCUGAGAACUAUGAGAGCAUGGCGGGCGUGAUAUCUUCCCAAGAGGAGCAUAUAACCGAAUACACCGAGAAGAUUGCAUCAGUGGAGGAGGAGCUGAAGAGAGUCUUUGAGCUGUUUGAGGAUAGCAAGGAUAAACUGGACCAGUGCCUCAAUGAUUUGGAGGAUAAGAACCAUAAGCUGGAGGAGACUCACAAGGACCUGCAGGAGACUAAGCAAAAGCUCACUGAGGAGGCGUUUAUAGUGUCUGAGCUGGCCACCACUGAGGAGAAACUGUACACCACUGCAGACAAGUUGCUAACAACUGUUGAUGUGAGCACCAAAGACGUAUCUGACCUGCAUGCUAAGCUAGAGAGGAAGAAGAAAGUUGAGGAGCACAACUCUGAAAUCCAGAUUAGUUUUACCGACCACAUGGAUGCUAUGUUCAGCCAGAUGCAGAACUCUGUGGAAGACCAGCGCAACAAGCACCAGAGCAUGCUGGACUCCUACAAAACCUCAGUUGAGGGUCUUCUUACAGUCAACGACAAAGCCUUCAAAUGUGCCAUGGCAACUGUUACCGCGGCCUUCUGCGGCAUCAAUAAUCUGUUUACUGAUGGCAUGACCAAGUGUCAGGCUAAAUUGAUGGCGCAAGAGACUCUGUGUGCGGAGGCCAAAAACACUCUGCACCAGGUUUUGGAGGAGCACAAGUUGGAGCUUGAGGAGGUCCUGGAGGCCCAGAUGUUGCCUGGUUUCAGUGCCAUCAUGGCCAUGAAUGACAGCCUGAAGAAGACACUGGGGAGCCACCAUGCCCUGGCAGCUAAGAUGGCGUCCAUGAAGGUGGAAAUGACGUCGUUCUUCAGUGGCCAUGCCCAGGACCUGGCUGCCCUGAGGGAGACUGCCUCAGCAGGUCUCGGCUCCCUAAAGACUGAGCACAACAACCUGAAGAAACAGAUCAGCAGAGCAGACGAGGAGCAUCAGACGGUACGGCCUGGGAUCGAUUUGGAGUGGUCUAUCACCCUCUGCAAUCAUCUGAAAAAACAAGAUGUCAAAGGCAUGACCCAAGUGAUCCAGUGUCUGCAGAACCAGCUCAACCUCCUGGCCAUGGAGACCCAGAAUAACUACGCCGGCCUGAUGAGUGCCUCCGACGCCCUGCAGGUCCCUGUCCAGUCCCUUCAGCAGACCCUGCAAACGAGAUGUAGUGCAGCUGAGAACCAGACCGCAGCCCAAAAGGAGCGUCUAGCGUCCUCCACCGCCAGCCUUAUCUCGGAGGUCCAGCAGACUGCCCAGGAGGCUCAGCAUACGGUGGAGGAGUGCUCCGUCUACUGCAGCCACCUGCACAGCUCUCUGACCCAGCUGUGUGAGAGGAGUCUGCAAUGGUGUGCCUCUACCAAGGACUGCACUGACUCCCAUGCUCAGCUCACCCUGAUGAGGGAGAACACCGCCUCUGCUCAGACCCUGCUACAGAGGGUGGAGCAGAGCUGUGAGGAGAGGGUCCAGGAGGUGAGUGGUCAACUGACGCAGCAGCAAGGGCUUCUGGAGGAGGGUCUGAGCGCCUUGAAGGAGCAGACAUCACUGGACCAGAACACUCUGGAACACCACUACAUAGAACUCAAGGCCCACAUGGAGGGUGGUGUGGUCAGUGUCCACAAUUUCCUCAGCGAGCAGCUCAAAGAGGAUGUCCCAACUGGUACAACUCCUCAGAGGAGGGAGUUUGUGUACCCAUGUCUCCUGGCCAAGUCGAAGAGCAGAGCUGAACUGCUGGACAGCUUCCGCCACCAGCAGGAGGAGCUGCAGGCCACCCUGUUCCAGUGUGACACAGUAGAGGAGGAGAAGCAGGUUGAUCAGGACUCUCUGGAGGACGAGUUGAGCGGCUACAACGACAGCUAUGUCACUGAGCCAUCUUAUAUCGACGAAAACCUCAUGUGCUAUGAGAAUGGACGAGUGCCAUUCUUCAAGCAAAAGGCAUGCAAGAAGGAAAACAAAUUCCUCAAUCGUUCCAAGAUGGCAGAAAAUGACACUCACGAUACCCCACUCAGGUCCAAAUUACCACUCGGGUGUCAGAACUAGUAGAAUGUGACUUUCCUUUUACCUGUUUUUAAUAUUUUCUUAUUCUGUUCUGUUGGUAAUGUUUUAUUUUCCUAUUAUGCAGUCUUAAAAGGAUUGACUGACAUGAAUGAGCUAGAACAUUUAACUAAUGUUCAUUUGUCUGUAUUAAACAUAUUUUUAAAGAU
Molecule: messenger RNA, 3606 nt
Organism: Oncorhynchus gorbuscha (pink salmon)
Lineage: Eukaryota; Metazoa; Chordata; Actinopteri; Salmoniformes; Salmonidae
Product: kinesin-like protein KIF11
Exons: 23
Coding region: 197-3442 (1081 amino acids)
Biological process (GO): microtubule-based movement; mitotic spindle assembly
Cellular component (GO): nucleus; spindle microtubule
Molecular function (GO): ATP binding; microtubule binding; plus-end-directed microtubule motor activity
Source: RefSeq, a predicted model, not a curated record